GCUGCGCCCGUAGCGGCGGUCGGUGGCGGUGGUGGUAGCGGCGGCGACGGUUUCGUGGCGGCCGCGCGCUGCUCUCUGAGCGGCGGGUGGUGGACGGGCCUAGGCCUUCGCUCCUGACACUUCCCUUCCCCCCACCGCACCGCGCUAUCUGAAGCAAAGACUCACUUUGAAGAUGUUUAAUAAGUCAUUUGGAACACCCUUUGGGGGUGGCACUGGUGGCUUUGGCACAACUUCAACAUUUGGGCAGAAUACUGGUUUUGGUACUACUAGUGGAGGGGCUUUUGGAACAUCUGCAUUUGGUUCUAGCAACAAUACUGGAGGCCUCUUUGGAAAUUCACAGACCAAACCAGGAGGAUUAUUUGGUACUAACUCAUUUAGUCAGCCAGCUACUUCUACAAGCACUGGCUUUGGGUUUGGCACAUCAACAGGAACAUCAAAUAGCUUGUUUGGAACUGCAAGUACAGGGACCAGUCUCUUCUCAUCCCAAAACAAUGCCUUUGCACAAAAUAAACCAACUGGCUUUGGAAAUUUUGGAACAAGUACCAGCAGUGGGGGACUUUUUGGUACUACAAAUACCACCUCCAAUCCUUUUGGUAGUACAUCUGGCUCCCUCUUUGGGCCGAGUAGUUUUACAGCUGCUCCGACUGGGACUACAAUUAAGUUUAAUCCUCCAACUGGUACAGAUACUAUGGUUAAAGCUGGAGUUAGCACUAACAUCAGUACCAAGCACCAGUGUAUUACUGCUAUGAAAGAAUAUGAAAGCAAGUCUCUAGAGGAACUUCGUUUAGAGGAUUAUCAGGCUAACCGGAAAGGCCCGCAGAACCAGGUGGGAGCAGGUACCACAGCUGGCUUGUUUGGGUCUUCUCCAGCAACUUCCAGUGCAACAGGACUCUUCAGCUCCUCUACUACUAACUCAGGCUUUGCAUAUGGUCAGAACAAAACAGCCUUUGGAACUAGUACAACUGGAUUUGGAACAAAUCCGGGUGGUCUGUUUGGACAACAGAAUCAGCAGACUUCUAGCCUCUUCAGUAAACCAUUUGGCCAGGCCACAACCACCCAGAACACUGGCUUUUCCUUUGGUAAUACCAGCACACUAGGACAGCCAAGCACCAAUAGCAUGGGUUUAUUUGGAGUAACCCAAGCCUCACAGCCUGGAGGUCUUUUUGGGACAGCCACAAACACCAGCACUGGGACAGCAUUUGGAACAGGAACAGGUCUCUUUGGGCAGCCCAAUACUGGAUUUGGUGCUGUCGGUUCGACCCUGUUUGGAAAUAACAAGCUUACUACAUUUGGAACCAGCACAACCAGUGCUCCUUCAUUUGGUACAACCAGUGGCGGGCUCUUUGGUUUUGGCACAAAUACCAGUGGGAGUAGUAUUUUCGGAAGUAAACCAGGACCUGGGACUCUGGGAACUGGACUUGGUGCAGGAUUUGGAACAGCUCUUGGUGCUGGACAGGCAUCUUUGUUUGGGAACAACCAACCUAAGAUCGGAGGGCCUCUUGGUACAGGAGCCUUUGGGGCCCCUGGAUUUAAUACUACGACAGCCACUUUGGGCUUUGGAGCCCCCCAGGCCCCAGUAGCUUUGACAGAUCCCAAUGCUUCUGCUGCCCAGCAAGCUGUUCUUCAGCAACAUAUCAAUAGCCUAACGUACUCACCUUUUGGAGAUUCUCCUCUCUUCCGGAAUCCUAUGUCAGACCCUAAAAAGAAAGAAGAGAGAUUGAAACCAACAAAUCCAGCAGCCCAGAAGGCUCUCACUACACCCACUCAUUAUAAACUAACACCGCGUCCUGCCACCAGAGUUCGACCAAAGGCUUUACAGACCACAGGCACAGCCAAGUCCCAUCUCUUUGAUGGGCUGGAUGAUGAUGAGCCAUCCUUAGCCAAUGGAGCAUUUAUGCCUAAGAAGAGCAUUAAGAAGUUGGUUUUGAAAAACCUUAACAAUAGCAAUCUCUUCUCUCCUGUUAAUCGUGACUCUGAAGAUCUUGCUUCACCAUCUGAUUAUCCAGAAAAUGGGGAGAGGGAUGCAAAUUUGAAAGAUAAAAGAGAUUUAUGGAAGACAGUCUAUGAAAUAACACGCAUCGUUCUCACUAAGGUUGGUUACUAUACUAUUCCAUCUAUGGAUGACCUUGCUAAAAUUACCAAUGAAAAAGGAGAGUGCAUUGUCUCUGACUUCACUAUUGGUCGUAAAGGUUAUGGCUCAAUCUAUUUUGAAGGAGACGUGAAUUUGACAAAUCUAAAUUUGGAUGAUAUUGUGCAUAUUCGAAGGAAAGAAGUGAUUGUCUACUUAGAUGAUAACCAAAAACCACCUGUGGGUGAAGGGCUAAAUAGGAAGGCCGAAGUUACACUGGAUGGAGUUUGGCCAACAGAUAAAACAUCUCGUUGUUUAAUAAAGAGCCCAGAUCGACUUGCUGAUAUGAACUAUGAGGGCAGAUUGGAAGCAGUUUCAAGGAAACAGGGAGCUCAAUUCAAAGAGUACCGUCCCGAAACAGGUUCUUGGGUAUUUAAGGUCUCCCAUUUUUCUAAGUAUGGCCUUCAGGAUUCUGAUGAAGAAGAGGAGGAACGACCAUCCAAAACUAGUACAAAGAAGUUGAAGACUGCCCCUUUGCCUCCUGCGGGCCAGGCCAUCCCAUUCCAGAUGGCUCUUAAUGGCAAGCCAGCACCUCCACCCCAGAGCCAGAGCCCAGAGGUGGAGCAGUUAGGGAGGGUUGUGGAACUGGACAGUGACAUGGUAGAUAUCACCCAGGAGCCAGUUUUGGAUUCCAUGUUAGAAGAAAGCAUGCCUGAGGAUCAGGAACCUGUGUCUGCCUCAACACACAUUGCAUCUUCACUGGGAAUUAAUCCACAUGUCUUACAGAUCAUGAAAGCAUCAUUGCUUGCUGAUGAAGAAGAUGUAGAUACGGUCAUGGAUCAACGCUUCAGUCACCUUCCUUCUAAAACAGAUACUUCUCAAGAAAUCUGUUCUCCCAGACUCCCCAUUUCAGCAUCCCACUCGUCAAAAUCCCGUUCUUUAGUUGGUGGGUUACUACAAUCAAAGUUCACUAGUGGAGCUUUUCUUUCACCAAGUGCCUCUGUACAAGAAUGUCGCACCCCCAGAGCAUCAUCUUUGAUGAAUAUCCCAUCCACGUGCCCUUGGUCUGUCCCUCCACCCCUCACCUCUGUAUUUACAGUGCCCAGCCCAGCCCCGGAGGUUCAGUUGAAAACCGUGGGUACACGUAGACAACCAGGCCUUGUCGCUCUUGAAAAGUCUGUCACCUAUGGCAAGGGGAAACUCUUGAUGGACAUGGCCCUUUUUAUGGGACGCUCAUUUCGAGUUGGUUGGGGCCCCAACUGGACUCUUGCUAAUAGCGGAGAUCAGCUGAGUGGUUCACGUGAACUGGAAAAUCAUCAGAAUGCCGAUUCUAUGGAAUAUGGAUUCCUGCCUAAUCCAGUAGCUGUUAAAUCCCUAACGGAGUCUCCAUUCAAAGUUCAUUUGGAAAAACUCAGUUUGAGACAAAAGCCAGAUGAAGACCUGCAGUUAUACCAGAUACCUCUGGAGCUCAAAUUAAAGCACAGCACUGUCCAUGUAGAUGAGCUGUGUCCUCUUAUUGUCCCUAAUCCAGGAGUUGCUGUCAUUCAUGACUAUGCAAAUUGGGUUAAGAAAGCAUCAGGAGACUUUUUGGAAGCACAGAUUGUGAAGCACUGGAGCCUAGCAUGGACAUUAUGUGAAGCCUUAUGGGGCCACCUGAAGGAGACUGACAGCCAGUUGGAUGAGUCCAAUGAAUACAUUCAGAUUCUGGAGCGAAGAAGAACUUUCUCUCGCUGGCUGUCCUAUACUGCAGCACCUCAAAUUGAGGAGGAAGUCUCCUUAACCCGAAAAGACAAGCCUGUGGAGGCUGUCUUCAGCUACCUCACGGGCAAGAGAAUCAGUGAGGCCUGCUCUCUGGCCCAGCAGUCAGGUGAUCAUCGUCUUGCCCUUCUUUUAUCCCAGUUGGUGGGCAGCCAGUCAAUCCGGGAGCUGCUUACCAUGCAGCUGGUGGAUUGGCAUCAGCUCCAGGCUAACUCUUUCAUCCAGGAUGAGAGACUGCGGAUCUUUGCCUUGUUGGCUGGAAAACCGGUAUGGCAGGUCUCAGAGGAGAGGCAAAUCAAUGUGUGCUCACAGCUGGACUGGAAACGCUCCCUGGCUGUCCAUCUUUGGUAUUUGCUUCCACCAACAGCCUCCAUUUCCAGGGCACUCAGCAUGUAUGAAGAAGCAUUUCAGAUGAGAGAAUUUUUCUUUAUUCCUAAUGCUAUCUUAUUCCUUUGUGAAUUCCUUGAUAUACAGCCCAACCUCAAACAUUAUGAUCUCAACCAGCUGCUGGAGCCUCGAAGCGUAACAGCAGAUCCUUUGGAUUACCGCCUAAGCUGGCACUUGUGGGAGGUGCUACGGGCUCUUAACUAUACCCAUCUCUCAGAACAGUGUGAAGGUGUUCUACAGGCCAGUUUUGCUGGCCAGCUGGAAAGUGAGGGGCUCUGGGAGUGGGCUAUCUUUGUCUUCUUGCACAUUGACAACUCAAGCGUGCGUGAGAAUGCUGUUCGAGAGCUACUUACCCGGCACUGCCAACUAUUGGAGACCCCUGUGUCUUGGGCUAAGGAGACUUUCCUGACCCAAAAGCUUUGUGUGCCUGCUGAAUGGAUUAAUGAGGCCAAAGCAGUGAGAGCACACAUGGAAUCUGACAAGCAUUUGGAGGCCCUCUAUUUAUUUAAAGCUGGACACUGGAACCGCUGCCACAAACUCAUCAUCAGGCACUUAGCUUCUGAUGCCAUCAUUAAUGAGAACUAUGACUACCUGAAGGAGUUCUUGGAAGAUCUGGCACCUCCAGAACGCAGCAGCCUAAUCCAGGACUGGGAGACAUCAGGGCUUGUUUACUUGGACUAUAUUCAGGUCAUGGAAAUGCUUCACCAGAUACAGCAGGUGGAUUGCUCAGUUUAUGAAAUGGAGCAGUUACACACCAAAGUGACCUCACUCUGCAACCGCAUUCAGCAGAUCCAGUGUUUCAAUGCCAAGGAUCGCCUUGCCCAGUCAGACAUGGCCAAACGUGUAGCAAACCUGCUGCGGGUGGUAUGGAGCCUUCGGCAAGCCCCUGAUGCAACCUCUGACUCAACACCAGACCCUCAGCGAGUCCCUUUGCAUCUUUUGGCUCCCCAUGUUGGCCGGCUCCCCAUGCCUGAGGACUAUGCCUUGGAGGAACUGCGCGGCCUCACACAGUCCUACCUGCGAGAAUUGACUGUUGGGAGCCAGUGAAUCCCAGGUUCCUCCUAACACACUCACAUGCUCAUACACACUCACCAUACAAAGGUCCUUUACAUUGAGUUGAUUGGCACUAUUUGCCAUUCUCUUGGUUGGCUAUGGAAUUCAUCCUCUUUUCCUGCUGCCCCAAGCAGCAUCCUUCAUUUGUUCAGGGCUUUUCUCAAUGCUGAACAAAACAUAAGGGCUUUUGGAACCCAAAAAGGAGCCAAGUCUCUUUUUACUUUCCUUAAGACCAUUCUUUUUUUUUCCCCUUUCUUUUCAAAAAGGAUCAAUAAAACACCUUUGGCAGAAAUCCCCCCCCCCCCCCCCAAGAACCAGGGAAUCCUUUUCUCUCUCAGCCAUUCUGGAUCUUGUGACCCUCCAUGCCAACCUCCUACCCUACUCCUACCUCAGCCCUUUUAUACUUGGACAAAUGUGUUAAUCAAGGACUGUCCUUCCUUAACAGAUGAACUAUCCGCAGAAGGAAGUAGAAUAUGUCUCUUAAGUAGGUUGAUGACUUAACAAUGUUUUAGAGUCCAAAGAGGGUUGGACUGAGUUAGGAAGCAGUAACAAGGUCUUUCUGACUCAUUUAGGGUAGAAGUGAGUGCCUGCCAUGGAGGGAUGAAUCUUCAAGGCUUGUUCUGCCUUGAAUGUUCCAUGAACACCAAACCUUUCCUACUACCAUGUACAGGAACUCUCGGUCACAGAUCCUGUCUCUUGGAAGCUCCAGAACUCAGUUUGAUCCCUGGUUUUCAGUCAUCUUGCUAGGCCACCAUUCUGGAUUUCCCUGAAGGGUUUGGAUAAAACAUGGCAGGUUGGGUAGCCCUCCUGGUCCUUUCUCUUCUAGCCCAAAGCAUUUCCUACCCAUUGUCUAUAGUCCCAGAACAUAAAACUGUUACUGAGGCAGGCAGGGAGCUGGGCUUUAGGGGCUUUAGUGGAGGGCCUUUGCUACACUGCUGCCAGCUAUGGAUAGUCCCAGGUAAAGACCUGUGACAGCUGGUAUUAGGGCUGUCACAGACAACAUGGCCACCUCUGGGUCUUUAUGCAUGAAGAUUAUGUAAAGGUUUUUAUUAAAAAGUAUAUAUAUAUAUAAAUAAAUGAUCUAGAUUAUU
This is a messenger RNA of Hyaena hyaena (striped hyena), 6357 nucleotides long. RefSeq names its product nucleoporin 98 and 96 precursor (gene NUP98). Bases 173 to 5260 code for a protein of 1695 amino acids. Gene Ontology annotation, biological process: protein import into nucleus; RNA export from nucleus; post-transcriptional tethering of RNA polymerase II gene DNA at nuclear periphery. The transcript is spliced from 33 exons. The record is from RefSeq and is a predicted model, not a curated record. Gene Ontology annotation, cellular component: nuclear pore; nuclear pore cytoplasmic filaments. Gene Ontology annotation, molecular function: structural constituent of nuclear pore. NCBI's taxonomy places the organism in Eukaryota, Metazoa, Chordata, Mammalia, Carnivora, Hyaenidae.